GUAUUAAAAACAUCUGUUACAAAUGGCGAAAGAAACCCAAGUAAAGAUCUGGGAUCUCGGCAAAUGGGACUCGCGGGCAAUCGGGAAAUACAACACCAUACCGCGCAUACAGAAGGAGCUGCGCCGUGGAAACUGGGCCUACAUCUGCCAACAUCCAGAGAUUCGCGCCAUCGUUCGGGUCAUCCUGCAGCAGGCGAUCAAUGCGAAAUCCCAACCUGAGAACAUCCGUAAGUUUGUGGCCGAGUUCUUUAAUUGCUGUCGCACUCCGCUGCUGGUGCCAAUGAUAAAUACCCAACUGAAAUACGUCAAGGAGCAGCUAGCGCUUGGGCGCUGGAGUGCUUUCGAUGCGGAGACGCUCUUCAUGGAGACCUGCUCCACGCACUCGCUGCUGUCAGCUGCCUCCGAGGACAGCAAUGUCCCCCCCAUUCUAGCCUACGCGCUCGUCUUCAAGAAGCCCGAUGAGUGUGGCAUUGAGAAGCCGCCAUUCUAGGACUCUAGGACUCUAGGACACUAGGACUCUAGGACUCGGGGCGGCUCUAUGUUUACAAUUUCUUCACUUGCGGCCAGCAUUUAUCUAUCUAUUGCUACAAUAAUACAGACUUCCAGAGCAAUACGAUCAGAGCAGCUCUCAAUUACAUAGAACCAGUGGGUAUAAUGUAUGACCCCUGUAUAAGUGUACCAAAAUUCGCAUUAGUAAACAUUUAUUGGCUUUCUUCGUGA
Molecule: messenger RNA, 720 nt
Organism: Drosophila persimilis
Lineage: Eukaryota; Metazoa; Arthropoda; Insecta; Diptera; Drosophilidae
Exons: 3
Coding region: 23-490 (155 amino acids)
Source: RefSeq, a predicted model, not a curated record